Molecule: messenger RNA, 1660 nt
Organism: Rhinichthys klamathensis goyatoka
Lineage: Eukaryota; Metazoa; Chordata; Actinopteri; Cypriniformes; Leuciscidae
Gene: htatsf1
Product: HIV-1 Tat specific factor 1
Exons: 10
Coding region: 7-1413 (468 amino acids)
Biological process (GO): mRNA splicing, via spliceosome
Cellular component (GO): U2-type spliceosomal complex; U2 snRNP
Molecular function (GO): RNA binding
Source: RefSeq, a predicted model, not a curated record
GCACACAUGCGCGACAGUUGCAUUCCGGAAGACGCACAGUGUUGGACAUGCGCGUUACUCUCGGAAGUGCAACAUUUAUGUUUUGGAGGCUCGGCAUUGGAAAAGAUGAGCGGGGACUCGGAUGGUAAUAAAGAGUUCCACGAGCAGCUCCGUUUGCAGCAGCUGUAUGAACAGAAGAAAGAGAGUGGAGAUGAUCCUUUCACGUAUGUCGACCCAGAAGACGGCACUGCGUAUGACUGGGACCAUGAAAAGAGAGCAUGGUUUCCAAAGAUAAAUGAUGAUUUCAUCGCAGCAUAUCAAGCAAACUAUGGCUUCAAUGAGGAAGGGGCCCCUGAUCCAUCUACUGCGGCCCCUCCCGCCGAACCAGAUGAGCCCAAGAAGACAGAGGAGAGCUCGGACCAGGACAAAACUAAGGAGGGUGCUCAGAAAGGAGAGAAAAGAAAAGCAGACCCAGGCUGGUUUGAAGUUGAAAAGGACAAAAACACAAAUGUUUAUGUGACAGGUCUUCCUCUAGACAUAACUCCUGAUGAGUUUGUGGAGAUUAUGUCCAAAUGUGGAAUUAUCAUGCGUGAUCCUGUCACAGAAGAAUAUAAAAUCAAGCUCUACAGGGACAAGGAUGGGAACCAAAAAGGAGAUGGACUUUGCUGCUACUUGAAGAAAGAGUCUGUAGCUCUUGCCGAGCGGCUCUUGGAUGAGACUGAGAUUCGGGGCUACCGACUGCACGUGGAGGCAGCGAGAUUCGAGCUCAAAGGACAAUAUGACGCCAACAAGAAGAAGAAAAAGAACAAAGAGUACCGCAAAAAGCUCCAGAUGCAACAAAAGCAGCUGGACUGGAGGCCGGAGAAGGCCAUGGACGCUCGCAAAAGGCAUGAAAAAGUUCUCAUCAUUCAAAACAUGUUUCAUCCCAGUGACUUUGAGGAGGAUCCUUUGGUUCUGAAUGAGUACAGAGAUGAUCUGCGGACAGAAUGUGAGAAAUUCGGGAUAGUGAAGAAGGUCAUUAUCUUUGAUAGGCACCCUGAUGGAGUUGCAUCUGUGGCUUUUAAGGAACCUGACGAGGCGGACAUGUGUCAGGCGGCUCUGAAUGGACGCUGGUUUGGAGGGAGGAAACUAUCAGCACAGCCGUGGGACGGUGUAACUGACUACCAGGUUGAGGAAACCUCACGAGAACGAGAAGAGAGACUGAAAAGCUGGUCCUCUUUCCUGGGUGACGGAUCUAAAGCGGACCCUUCAAAAGCAGCUGAACAACAGAAUUCCAGCACACAAGAAGCAGCAGAACCGACCCGACAGGAGGAGGGUACAAACGAAAGCACCGCAAAACCACAGGAGGGGAAAGAUGAGGAGGAGGACAAGGAGGAAGGAGGAAUGCUGUCGACCGAUAGCAGUUUAGCAGGAAGUGAUGAGGAAGAUGCGUAGAGAAAACAGAACUUGUUUAAUGUCUCUUGCUCAAACAUCUCAACACCAGUAUACAGUGGUUUCCUUUUUAUUGUUCCCAUGACAUGCCAGUGCAUUUCACCAUUUCAAAAUUUGGGGGACAAUAAUGGAAAUUUAACUGCAAAUAAUCAUUUGUGUGAUUAUCCCUUCCCUUUAUGCUAAUGUCUGUCACUGUCCGAAUCAUUUUGAACUUCUGUUAAUAGUUUUAUAGUAAAAACACAUUUUGUGA